AUGGCUGUUGACAACCAUAAUUCCUUACUUUCAACACAGAAGUCGUCCGAUACCAGUCUCCAGGUAGCUCUCCAUCCCCUCGUUCUCCUUACAAUUUCAGACUAUAUUACAAGACACACUCUGCGACAACAAACUGGACCUGUAGUUGGAGCCCUGCUGGGUCAACAGAAUGGUCGCGAAAUCACUAUUGAGCAUGCAUUCGAAUGUCUGCUUACUACAGAGGAAGAUGAAGUAAAGCUAUCACCAUUAUGGUUCGAGAAAAGAUUACAACAAAUGAAGGAUGUUCAUAAAGUCCCUGCACUUGAUCUUGUUGGUUGGUACACUAUCAUUCCUAACUCUGGACCACAAUCCAUACAUCUUCCUAUUCAUCGACAAAUCCUCUCUACAUACAAUGAGUCUGCCAUUCUACUCGGGUUUCACCCCGAGGAAGUACUCGGUGGCGCAGUUGGCGGAAAGUUACCUCUCACGAUAUAUGAAAGCAACUACGAGGCAGAGGAAAGCGGCGUAGAGACUGGGGAGGACAAGGAAAUGGAAGACGAGGAACCACAACUCAAGCUCAAAUUCAAGGAACUCCCAUUCACCGUAGAGACUGGCGAAGCAGAAAUGAUCAGCGUUGAUUUCGUGGCUCGUGGUGGAGGAAAUGCUACAGCUGUGAACGGUACUAGCAAGAAAAUUACGAUUGUGGAAGGUAAAGGAAAGGGCAAAGGCAAAGAAAAGUCCAAAGACUCAGAUACCUCGAAACGCGAAGAAAGCAGUCUAUCACGAGAAGACGAAGAACAACUUGCCUCCUUGACUGCAAAGGCAAAUGCUAUCAAGAUGCUUCAAUCCCGAAUCAAUUUGGUCGCCGCUUACCUCCGAAACCUUCCUCCCUCGUAUGUGGCCGACGGCGUUGUCUCGGAAGCAGAUAUCGAAUCGAAGAAUUUUGCACCAGUCAAUCAUUCGAUUCUUCGGUCUAUUCAAGCCCUUCUCGGUCGUCUUACUGUUCUUAUACCCGCCGACAGUCAAGGUUUCGAACACGAACUCAUCUCUGAGAAGAACGAUGUCAGCCUUAUCUCCCUCCUCAGCGAGCUCACGAAAUCAGCGCAUGAUAUCAGAGAAACAGGAAAGAAAUUUGCCGUUGUAGAGAACGGAAAGGCUAGCGGAAUGAAGCGCCCUGGAAUGGGUUGGGGUGACCAAGGCCAUCCAAUGCGAGAAGUAAUGCAUGCUGGAGAUUUAAUGUCAUAG
This is a messenger RNA of Botrytis byssoidea, 1224 nucleotides long. RefSeq lists its product as uncharacterized. Gene Ontology annotation, molecular function: metallopeptidase activity; protein binding. Gene Ontology annotation, biological process: protein deneddylation. Lineage: Eukaryota; Fungi; Ascomycota; Leotiomycetes; Helotiales; Sclerotiniaceae. The transcript has 2 exons. The record is from RefSeq and is a predicted model, not a curated record. The coding region runs from base 1 to 1224 and encodes 407 amino acids. Gene Ontology annotation, cellular component: COP9 signalosome.